AUGUACCCGAGUUGGCAAUCGCCCGAAGACUCAUCACCGGUUCAUUCGUAUUGGACUCAGCAUGUCGCGCCGACGGUCGCUUCAGCGGCUGCCGCCGGUGUCACCUCGAAUGUGGCCCAUCAUAAGGUGGCCGCUGCCGCUGCGGCCGCUUACGAUCCGCUACUGUAUCCGCAGAACUAUAUGAAUAAUAUGAAGAAUAUGUUGGGCGCUGCCGCUCAAUGGGUUGAAUCUUCUAGCGCGUAA
Messenger RNA from Anisakis simplex (herring worm), 243 nucleotides. The record is from the annotation of a GenBank genome assembly. Lineage: Eukaryota; Metazoa; Nematoda; Chromadorea; Rhabditida; Anisakidae.